Messenger RNA from Serpula lacrymans var. lacrymans S7.9, 1932 nucleotides. RefSeq lists its product as uncharacterized. Gene Ontology annotation, molecular function: pyridoxal phosphate binding; sphinganine-1-phosphate aldolase activity. The record is from RefSeq and is a predicted model, not a curated record. Gene Ontology annotation, cellular component: endoplasmic reticulum. Gene Ontology annotation, biological process: carboxylic acid metabolic process; sphingolipid catabolic process. The transcript is spliced from 13 exons. The coding region runs from base 28 to 1698 and encodes 556 amino acids. Lineage: Eukaryota; Fungi; Basidiomycota; Agaricomycetes; Boletales; Serpulaceae.
GCAGCACAAAGUUGAAAGUGAACCGUCAUGGCAUCAGGACCCGCUGCACAAGCAAUCAAGCGCUGGAUAUCAGCCCAGUCGCUAUACUAUGAAAGCGCAAAGACCGCCCUGCUUUUCUAUGUUCUACUCAUACAGUACCUCAGGGCUUACCGUCAUGUGCGAGCAAGGGGCCCCACACAGACUAUUAGCGAAUUUUGGCAAUGGAUAUCAAAGAAAGUGAUCUUAAUGGCUCUACGCCUUCCUUCUGCUCAAAAGAAAGUGCAGACGGAAAUGGACAAGGCAAGGCUUGACAUCGAGGAUAAACUGGUUCCAAAAGGCGCCGAAAUCUCGCGGCACCUGGCCCUCCCUGCUGAAGGUAAACCGCCGCAGUGGAUUCUGGAUGAAAUGACCAAGAUGGACGUCGAAUUGGGUUCGCAUGCUGAUUGGAGGCAUGGGAAACUUUCAGGAGCUGUCUAUCACGGUGGUGAUGAUCUUCAGAAAGUGGUUGUUUCUGCCUUUGAACGAUAUUCAGUUUCGAAUCCUCUUCAUCCUGAUGUUUUCCCAGCAAUUCGGAAGAUGGAAGCUGAGAUCGUGGCCAUGUGUUUGAGGAUGUAUAACAACCCGGACGGUGCAGGGACUAUGACUUCUGGAGGCACCGAGUCCAUUGUCAUGGCAGUCAAGACGUACAGGGACUGGGCAAAAGCUGUUAAAGGCAUAACGGAACCUGAAAUGAUUAUACCAGCAUCCGCGCAUGCUGCAUUUGACAAAGGGGCCAUGUACAUGAAGAUUAAGGUUCAUAGUAUACCUCUGGAUCCUAUCUCGCGCAAAGUCGACCUUAAGCGUGUGCGAAGAGCUAUAAAUCCCAACACCAUCUUGCUCGUAGGUUCCGCGGUUAAUUUUCCCGACGGCAAUCAAGACGAUAUUGUUGCUUUGGGUGCUUUGGCAUCGUCCCACAACAUCGGACUUCAUGUCGAUUGUUGCCUAGGCAGCUUCAUCGUCCCUUUCUUGGAGAAAGCUGGUUUGUCUGGCGGUGAAAAUGGUGGAACCAAGUACAAACUACAGCCAUUCGACUUCAGAGUUCGUGGGGUUACAAGUAUAAGUUGCGAUACACACAAGUAUGGCUUCGCACCCAAGGGGUCUUCUGUGAUUAUGUACCGCAAUUCAAACUUGCGAAAGUACCAGUACUACAUUAAUCCGACAUGGACAGGAGGUGCUUAUGCCAGCCCCAGCUUAUCAGGAUCACGUCCGGGCGCUCUGAUUGCUGGAACUUGGGCAGCUAUGCAGUACAUGGGAUCAAAUGGUUAUCUGGAAUCUUGUCGUGAGAUUGUUGGCGCUGCACGGACUAUCGCAAAUACCAUUACGGCAUCAAUCCCAGAGCUAUAUGUCCUCGGUUCUCCCCCGGCGUCCGUUGUUGCAUUUGCUUCACAGGAUCCAAAAGUCAAUGUGCUGGAAGUGGGUGACGCCAUGUCAAAGAGAGGAUGGCAUUUGAACGGUAUCAGCAGUCCCGCGGCGGUACACAUCGCAUGCACGCGCUUGACUGUUCCUUUGGUUGAUACGUUCAUAGCGGACCUCAAGGAUUCUGUACAGGAAGCGAAAACGGCACCAUCCGGCAAAGGUACCAUGGUGGCUCUGUAUGGUCUUGGAAAAUCGAGCGCAGUGGGCCCAUCCAUGGUGGGCGAACUGGCAACUGCGUUUUUGGAUACAUUGUACAAGGCGUAGAAGUCAACGGUGGUUUUAUCUUGGUCUGCAGUCCCAGCAGAGUGGAGCGCCAUCCGUAUGUACAUGUCAUCUCGCUGGCUUCUCCUGAGAACUGGAAAUUUCCGCGCGCAAGGGUAGCAAUUUUGUUGUCUUCUCUGGUUAUAUAUAUACAUACACAUAUUUGGGUUUGUAAAAUGGGAUGCAUCAUGCAGACAGAUCAACGAUAAUCAUCAUGAUGCAUUUUUUUUACCGAAA